This is a messenger RNA of Colletotrichum spaethianum, 669 nucleotides long. Its product is annotated as vacuolar calcium ion transporter. The transcript has 3 exons. Gene Ontology annotation, molecular function: calcium:proton antiporter activity. NCBI's taxonomy places the organism in Eukaryota, Fungi, Ascomycota, Sordariomycetes, Glomerellales, Glomerellaceae. The record is from RefSeq and is a predicted model, not a curated record. Gene Ontology annotation, biological process: calcium ion transmembrane transport; intracellular calcium ion homeostasis. The coding region runs from base 1 to 669 and encodes 222 amino acids. Gene Ontology annotation, cellular component: fungal-type vacuole membrane.
AUGUCCUUUUUCCUCGGUGGCCUGCGCUUCCGUGAGCAGACGGCAUUCCACGCUUCUUUCCAGAACACUUUCAAGGCCGAAGACCAGACGCUGAAGAUUAGCCGCGGUACCAGUGUGAUCCCCGUGGCCACGGUCAACAUCGGCCUCGGCGUCAAUGACAAGGUCGUUGACAACGAUCACCUGUCCCGCACUGCCGCCAUUCUCCUACUGCUCUUCUCCACCGCCCUCGUUGCCGUCUGUGCCGAGUUCCUUGUCGGCUCCAUCAACGAGGUCGUUGAGACCAGCCCUCUCGGCGAGAUCUUCAUCGGUCUCAUCAUCCUCCCCAUUGUCGGCAACGCUGCUGAGCACGUUACGGCCGUCACUGUCGCCAUGAAGAACAAGAUGGAUCUCGCCAUUGGUGUCGCUGUCGGCAGCUCCAUCCAAAUCGCCCUCUUCAUCACCCCAAUCGUCGUCAUCAUCGGCUGGGCCCUGGACCGUGACAUGUCACUGUACUUCACCCUCUUCGAGACCGUCUGUCUCUUCGUCUCGACCUUCAUCGUCAACUUCUUGGUUCUCGACGGAAGGAGUAACUACCUCGAGGGUGCGUUAUUGUGCGCGACCUACAUCAUCAUCGCCGUGGUGGCCUUCUUCUAUCCCAACUCGAACGAGGCCAGCUCCAUGGGCGCUUAA